This is a messenger RNA of Scylla paramamosain (green mud crab), 3190 nucleotides long. Its product is annotated as beta-1,4-N-acetylgalactosaminyltransferase bre-4-like. The record is from RefSeq and is a predicted model, not a curated record. Bases 1675 to 2748 code for a protein of 357 amino acids. Gene Ontology annotation, biological process: carbohydrate metabolic process; glycosphingolipid biosynthetic process. The transcript has 6 exons. Gene Ontology annotation, molecular function: galactosyltransferase activity; N-acetyl-beta-glucosaminyl-derivative 4-beta-N-acetylgalactosaminyltransferase activity. Lineage: Eukaryota; Metazoa; Arthropoda; Malacostraca; Decapoda; Portunidae. Gene Ontology annotation, cellular component: Golgi apparatus.
AAACCGUUGUUUCAUAAUGCUAAAAAAGUAUCCAGCUCAAUGUGUGUGUGAGUGUGUGUGUGUGUGUGUGUGUGUGUGUGUGUGUGUGUGUGUGUGUGUGUGUGUGUGUGUGUAUGUUAGUGAAAAAUUAUAUAAAUUGAUAAACUUCAUCUCUCAAACCAACAAGUUAUCUGAAACAUCUUCUCUCGUGUGAUGCUAAUCCCAAAGUCUGUCCAGAUGCCUCUGUAGGUGUGUGUGUGUGUGUGUGUGUGUGUGUGUGUGUGUGUGUGUGUGUGUGUGUGUGUGUGUGUGUGCGCGCGUGUAGUUCGGGUGAACGGCACAAGGCUAUGUCCAAUUUACACUAUAAUGUCUUUUAUAGAAUUUUUGAUAUAUGUACUGACUGCCAACUUCUACCAGUCUCUUGGGUCGAAUUUUGCAAUUAAUCAUGAAGAAAACAAGUGUUGUCUGUCACCUUCAUUUAUAGUCUAUGUUGAUUAGUUCAUUACUUUCUUGGGUGACUUGGAUAAUUACUUUGUUGAUGUUUGAUGCAGUUUUUGUACGAAGAAUUUGUUGGUGGUAUUUAUUUAUUUGAUCAUGUUUUACGUAUGGCAUUACUACACAUCCUCCAGUUAUUUAGCAUAGAUUUGUCUCUAUUCACGGCGUUACAGAGACGAGCUUACUGUGUGAACGAAAGUUGUGGAAAGCAGCUUGGGCAUCUUUUAAGUGACGAGAAUGAUGUGAAGUAAAAUACAUACAGUUGAUCUAAAGUGUUGGUCAUAUUCCACAAAAAUAUUUCCAACAAACACAUACACACACACAAAAAAAAAAAAAAAAAACGCUAUCUGACAACUACUUCCACUUUCGCUUUCACUGUUUAUCGUGGUGAUAAAGAUAAUGAAAAACAGUGGAAUACCCUGGCAGACUUUUGAUCAUGACUGAGCCGGGUUAAAGAGAGCUGUCAGAAACUGCGACCCUGUAAGAAGUGACGGGCAUAUGCAUAUAGAAAAAAAGUAAAUAAGAAAUUAAUGAAAAUGUUUCCUUAGAUAUGAAAGUCAGUGAGUUGAGAACUGUCAAAAGCAUCGGUCCUGCAGGCAAUGAGGGGAAAAUUAAUACAGAUAGCAGUGGAUGAAAAAUAAAUAAAUGUACGAGUGUAUGUAUAUAUUUAUUGAAUUAUAUUUUAUUUACCAAUGGGUUUUCUCUCUGGCUCAUCUAUCAUUAGCGUCUAUUCAUCAGUGUGAGUAAAGUAUUAGUAGUCCAUUCAUGAACCUGAAUACAUUACUUCCUUCAAUGAGGUAAAGCAACUGCAAAUUAUGUUGACACAUUUAAAUCAUAUAUUUCUAUGCGUCACUGGCUGAUAGGGCUGCUAAUAUAGCGAGCGAGGUAGGGAGCAUCUCACACACGUCUCGGGGAUUGGAAACGUGCGUCAGGGACGGGAGAGAGAGAGAGAGAGAGAGAGAGAGAGAGAGAGAGAGAGAGAGAGAGAGAGAGAGAGAGAGAGAGAGAGAGAGAGAGAGAGAGAGAGAGAGAGAGAGAGAGAGAGAGAGAGAGAGAGAGAGAGAGAGAGAGAGAUUCUUAUUUCACUUAAUUAUUUUCGGUCAAUCAUGUAACAGUUCUAAGUAACAGGAAGUCGUUUUGUAUACAUAUAUAAAUAACAGGAGACACUGUAGAUUCCUUGAGAUACCAGCCAGGACAAGGAUGUCAUCGGCCCCAGCAGAGCCGCCCAGUGUACCACGAAGAGAAGGUGGAGCGCUCUGCAGCAGCUGUAGUAAAGCGAGGCGCUGGAAGCUGCCGCUGGUGACCAUCGUGGGCCUCCUGAUGGCUCAGACAUUAUUGUACUACAACGACAACUCUUUCUAUGGCGCUCAUCGCUGGUCCGUCCUGCAAAUCUCUCCAUUACGAUUAAGAUGGUUCAGUGAUAAUUCUACGACACAAUCAUUCGCCUACUCGCUCAGCCUCGGCGGCGGCGACGGCAGAAAUAACACACACCGCGACAGCACUCUCCCGUGCCCGCCUUACCCCCCUACCCUGAAGGGGCGGGUACAAGUCAACAGGAACCCUCCCAGCCUGAAGGAGCAGGAGCGCGCGCACCCUGAGCUCACUCUCGGAGGAUAUUACCAGCCUGAGAACUGCACGGCGCGGCACAAGGUGGCCAUCAUCAUCCCUUACCGGAACCGUGCGAGUCACCUGACGGCCUUCGUCCACCACAUGCACCCCUUCCUGCAGCGGCAGCAGCUCGAGUACGCCAUUUAUGUGGUGGAGCAGGCAGGUAACGAUUCGUUCAACCGAGGAAUGCUGAUGAAUGUGGGUGUCCUGGAAGCUCUAAAGCAGCACCCCUUUGACUGUCUGUUGCUCCACGACGUAGACCUUGUGCCAGAAGAUGUCCGCAACCUUUACACCUGUUCCGAGCCUCCCAGACACAUACUGCCGUAUCAGAAAUACUUUGGAGGCGUGUCUGCCAUGACGCCGGAGCAGUACACCGCCAUCAACGGGUUCAGUAACAAGUUCUGGGGUUGGGGCGGCGAGGACGACGACUUGUUUAACCGCGUCAGACAUCACGGCCUCAACGUGACUCGCUACCCCAGCGAGGUGGCUCGCUACACCAUGCUGUCCCACAAGAAGGAGAAACCCAGCCCUGACAGAUACACAAACCUCCGUCUGGGUAAGCGGAGGUUCAAGAAGGACGGCCUGAACAGCGUCAAGUACCAAAUACUGAAGACUGAGCGGAGGCGACUGUUUACGUUGCUGUUCGUGGCUCUGGCUCGCACUUGACAUUGGCCCGCCCUUCAUGCUUUUACUGGCUGUUAGUUUGGACUCGGAGCGAUGGAGGGGAUACGUGUCAUCGUUAUAAACAUCAGGCAGUGCUUAAGAACGAUAAUUUUGGUCCAUGAUAAACCAUAUGAAGAUCAGCAUCUUGAAGUGACAGACUGGACAUAUGUCACCUUGAAAUUCACCCCGGAAACAUCAGGGAAUUUGCUUUCUGUCAUCAUUGCCCUCUGGCUCUGCACAUUUACACGUAUUGCUAAAUAAAAAAAAAAUGUUGUCUUCUUUGUGAGUCAUGGUACAGUGCCAAUCUUUGUCAAACUUCAUUUGCUUUUUUUUUUCUUCAGCCCCAUGGCUGAUUUUGCUGUGUUAUGCAGUGCUCUUGUCACUUACCUCUUUCUUCUAUUAGUUUUCUGCCUUUCUAUCUACAUGUCCUCCAUCUCUGUUACAU